AAAAAUCUCCAUAUUCUUACGAAUAGUCGUCUUUGGAAAUUAAUUCCAUUGUUGAAACAAACUCCAUAAUCUCAACCCUCCCUUUCUCUCUCUCUCUCACUCUCUCACCAUUUCUUUAUCCAUCCUUCCAUCUUCUUGAUCAAAGAUUUUCCCCAAUUUGAUCAUCUUGUUAGUUGCAUUCCAUCUUUGAUUCUCUUGAUCAUCAGAAAAGCAUCGAUUGACGGCUGGAGUCGGUCGAACGAGAAUCCACGGGAUCGAGGAAUGAAGAUCAUCAUCAGUUGGUGCUAAAAGAAGAUCGAAUACAACUGAGCCUCUGAUUAUAUAUCUCAAGGGUUUUGUAUUAGUAGUAAUGGCCUUAGAAGGAUAGUGUCCAUUCUAAGACAACAUGGCAUCAUCAGAUUCCUUGGAGAACCUGUCCUCGAUCGACUUGAACGAGGAGGCCGGAAGCAAUGUAGUAGGCGAUCCCACGAUUGAAAUGUCGGGCAUAGACGACACCUCCAAAUCUGAAGAUGGCAAGGAUAAGAAGAAUGCAGUUCGCCAAUACGUUCGAUCCAAAAUGCCGAGGCUUAGAUGGACUCCAGACCUUCAUCUCUCCUUUGUUCAUGCCAUUGUUAGACUAGGUGGCCAAGAACGAGCCACUCCUAAAGCAGUGCUUCAAUUGAUGAAUGUGAGAGGAUUGAGCAUCUCUCAUGUCAAGAGCCACCUGCAGAUGUAUAGAAGUAAGAAGCUGGACGAAUCCGGACGAGUAAUAGGUCAAGCAAAUAGGGUUUACAUUCAAGGGAGAGGCUACUUCUCUACCUCAUCAUCAGCUUACACUGAAAAAUGCAGCCCAUUUCAUGAGUUGAGAAUGGAGAAUGGUGGGAUUGUCUUUGCAAAGAAUUCGAAUAAUCAGCUCCAUUGCUCCGUUCCAUUUCCACAAAACUUGAAAUCCCAUCUCAGUUAUGAUCAGAUCAUGCCUCUAUCUUCUUCCAGGUAUCAUCCAUGGGCUUCAUAUCGCCAUGAACCGAAAGUUAGGAUUGAAUCCGGCCGGAUCCAUGCAUUGCGCGAGAGCUACUCGAACAACGGACCACUCAUGCCGAGCCAGUUCCUCCAAGGGAGAAAAUGGCCUUCUAGAGAAUACAUCCAUAACCAAUCCAAAGACAAAGAAAUCUCCAAAUCCAACAACAUUUGGAUCAAUUCAAGAUCACCACAAUCUCGAUGGAAUAGUAAUUCAAUCGAUAGCAUCAGGAUCAAUCAUCAAAAAUCGCCUCACGAAUCCAAGGCAUUCAAUCUCGAGAAUUCCUUGAGGCUUCAGAUGAAUGAGGAUUUAAAACUAGGAUUGAGCCUCAGUUUAACCAGCAAUAGCAAGGAUGGCGCGGAUCAUUCGGAUAUUAACACGAAGCUUUCGCUUGCUCUAGCCCCUCACUCAUCUACUGCAACAUAGCUAUAAUUUGAUGUUUUUUGAUAUAUUAUUCGAUCAUAUAUAGCUGAUGAAUAAUAUGCACAUUUUAUAGAAUAUAUACAAAAAAGUGGCUUUAGUACUUGAGAUCUGACCGUGUAUGCUUGAGAGCAUGGUAGUGAGAUCUUAUAAGUACUUAGUCUUUUAGAAGGAUACACUUAGAAAUUAGGUGCAUUUUUGCAUUGAGAGACAUGAAUAAAAUCAUCUGUAUUUUUAUUUUUCUUCAUGUGUAAUCUCAUGACUUACUCUUUUGAACUUUA
Salvia splendens (bonfire salvia) is the source of this 1698-nucleotide messenger RNA. RefSeq names its product putative Myb family transcription factor At1g14600. The transcript has 7 exons. The coding region runs from base 386 to 1423 and encodes 345 amino acids. Gene Ontology annotation, molecular function: DNA-binding transcription factor activity; DNA binding. NCBI's taxonomy places the organism in Eukaryota, Viridiplantae, Streptophyta, Magnoliopsida, Lamiales, Lamiaceae. The record is from RefSeq and is a predicted model, not a curated record.